Molecule: messenger RNA, 3250 nt
Organism: Trifolium pratense (red clover)
Lineage: Eukaryota; Viridiplantae; Streptophyta; Magnoliopsida; Fabales; Fabaceae
Product: B3 domain-containing transcription repressor VAL1
Exons: 14
Coding region: 354-3092 (912 amino acids)
Molecular function (GO): zinc ion binding; DNA binding
Source: RefSeq, a predicted model, not a curated record
UAAGGUUAAAGCGGUGGGGUGUAUAUGUGAGUGUCGUGCAUGCAUUUUAUGCAUCUGUUGCUGUUGCUUUGCAUGCACUCACACACUCUCUCUCCUCUUUCUCUCUCUACAGAGUCUCUCCCUCAAAUCCCAUACCCAUCAACACGUUUUCUCUCUCUAAAAAACAAAGGUCAAUCCCCAUUUCUUCUUCACUUCAUUGCUUAUGUAAUUUACAGAUGAUGUUUUUUUGAUGCAGAGAUACAUAAAAAAAACAUAAAUUUGUGUUCUUUUUAGUUCAUGUGAAUGACCCAUUCCUAGGUUUUGUUUUGGGGGUGUUAAGGUUAAGUCAAAGUUGAAAUUUGGAAUUUUGAUUCAUGGGUUCUGACAUUGGUAUCGUGAAUGGUUCGUGUGUUCAUGAAUGGAAGAGAGGUUGGCCUCUACGAUCUGGUGGAUUUGCUCAACUUUGCUUCAAGUGCGGAUUUGUGGAGGAAUGGAAGUGUGACAUCAUUGACUCAUUAUCUGCUUAUGAGAAUUCAGUUUUCUGUAAUAAAUUCCACCGUCAACAAACUGGUUGGCGAGAAUGUAACUUUUGCAAGAAGCCUAUUCACUGUGGAUGCAUAGUAUCUAGAUCUCUGUUCGAGUAUCUUGACUUCGGUGGUAUAGGUUGUGUUAGCUGUGUAAAAACUUCCCAACAUAAUAUGAUUCGUAAUACUGAAAAUCCUAAAUGGCCUGUUUCAUUGACCCAGAAUAAUGCAAGGGAUAUGAGUUCUGCUCAUUUUGAUGGCAGACUGUUUGCGAGUAAUGUUGAUGAAGGAAAGCUUAUGCAAUUAUGCAGAGUCGUUGAAGCUAGUGAAUCCAUCCAUAUGAAUCAUGCUCCGAGAGACAACAUUAUUACAUCCAACGGGAAAAACAAUCAAGAAGUUAAGCCUUCAUUCAGGGAAGGGGAUACUGGUUUUUCAAAUGUGAUUAAACCGUCUAUUCAAUCAUUAACUUUUUCUACAUUAGAAAAUAAUAGACCAACAUGGGAGAUGAAAAACAUGCACGAAUCAAAUGCAAAGCCGUCUUUGAAUAUGUGUUUGGGAAAUCCGUCAGGGAACAACUCUUUCCCUCUUUCUGCUGGAGAGAAUAUAGAAGGAAGACUUGAAGGAAAAGUUUCUCCUCCCUUUCAUCAAGGGCCGAGAUCUCGCCCUAUACUGCCCAAACUAUUGAAGACUGGCCUUACCAUGAAUGGAGAAACUGAAAAAGGGUCAACUUCUCAACCACGUAUUGCCCGGCCUCCUGGUGAUGGGAGGGGCAAGAAUCAGUUACUUCCUAGAUAUUGGCCUAGGAUUACAGAUCAGGAGCUGGAGCGUUUGUCUGGAGAUUUGAAAUCCACUGUAGUUCCAUUGUUUGAGAAGGUGUUGAGUGCCAGUGAUGCAGGUCGAAUUGGUCGUCUUGUUCUCCCAAAAGCCUGUGCCGAGGCUUAUUUUCCUCAUAUUUCACAUUCUGAAGGCCUUCCUUUGCGGGUCCAAGAUGUAAAGGGGAAUGAAUGGACUUUUCAGUUCAGAUUUUGGCCUAAUAACAACAGCAGGAUGUAUGUAUUGGAGGGUGUGACCCCUUGCAUACAGGCCAUGGAGUUACGUGCUGGUGAUACCGUUACAUUUAGUCGGAUAGAUCCUGGGGGAAAACUUGUUAUUGGUUUCCGAAAGUCAUCAAAUUCCACAGAUAUGCAGGAUGCUUCUCCAUCUUCACAUUCUAAUGGCCUUUCUGCAAAGGGAGCCACCUUUUCUGGUGGAGCUGAUAAUCUUCCAUCGAGAAGUAAUUGUGGUGAUUUUCUCCGUUCACCAAAAGGGAACGGGGAACUUCUCUUAAAUGGACAUCCGGAAUCUCCGCAUUUGGGUACAGGAGCUGCUGGUUUGCUAAAAACUGAAAAUUGCGAGAUGACAAACAAUAAUUCACUGGAUCAAAAAAUUUCAGCUUUAGAGAAGAAGAGGACUCGGAAUAUUGGACUUAAAAGUAAGAGAUUGCUUAUUGGUAAUGACGAUGCUAUGGAGUUGAGACUUACAUGGGAAGAAGCGCAGGACUUGCUUCGUCCACCGCCUAGUGUCAAGCCAAGCAUUGUCACAAUUGAAGACCAAGUAUUUGAAGAAUAUGAUGAGCCCCCGGUUUUUGGAAAGAGAACAAUAUUCAGCGCCUCUUCAUCUGGGAUGAAGGAACAAUGGGCUCAAUGUGAUGAUUGUUCUAAAUGGAGAAAGUUGCCGGUUGAUGUUCUUCUUCCUCCCAAGUGGACAUGUUCUGAAAAUGUUUGGGAUACAAGCAGAUCUUCAUGUUCUGCACCAGAGGAGCUGAGCUCAAGAGAAUUAGAAAAUCUUAUGAAAACCAGCAAAGAUUUUAAGAAGCGACGGAUUGUAGAAAACAGCAAGUUGAUCCAAGAACACGAGCCUUCUGGCUUAGAUGCUCUCGCCAGUUUAGCAGUCUUAGGAGAAAAUCUCAUUGACCCUACUGAUUCCUCAGCCGGAGCCACCACUAAACAUCCUAGACAUCGCCCAGGCUGCUCUUGUAUUGUGUGCAUUCAGCCCCCAAGUGGAAAAGGAAGACACAAGCCAACAUGUACUUGCAACGUGUGCACGACCGUGAAGCGUCGGUUCAAAACUCUUAUGCUCCGCAAGAAGAAACGCCAGUCAGAGCGGGAAGCAGAUGCCGCUGCCAAGAAAGAUCAAAUUCGCAAAAAAGACGAUGACUUAAAUACCAAUGGUGGAGCAUCAAGAGAUGAUGCAAAUCCUUUGGAAAAAGAGGGAGGUUUAAAUAGAAGUCAAACCGAGGUUGGUGAGUCCAGUGCUGGAAAGAUAGAUCUGAAUAGUGAUCCAAACCGCGAAGACUCACAAUUGGAUAAUAUCGCAAAACUUCGUCGUGAACUAUCGGAACGUAUGAAUAUGAACCAAAAUGUUGGUCUAAGAACCAUUAAUACUGAAGUGCAGGAAGGUCAGCAGCAUUCUUCUUUGGUCACUCAAUCUAAUGGUGAAGAUAAGAGACACUUGUCCGAUGAUAGAAGCAUUGCAUCCAUUAUCUUAAACAAAGAAAGAAGAGAUGAAGUAUACAAUCAAUCAAAUGAAAGUCAAAACAAUAUGUCUUAAAAGAAUUUUUUCCCAUCCCCUUGUUUGAGCUGAAAUUUUUAUACUUUUUUCCUCACUUGUACUUGUAUAGUAUAUAUUUUACUUUAUUUUUCAAAAGGGUUGUAAAAGAUACUUCUUUCUUGUGAAAAGAAUGUAAUUUUGUUUUCUUUAUCUUCAUA